Messenger RNA from Pestalotiopsis fici W106-1, 1233 nucleotides. RefSeq lists its product as uncharacterized. The record is from RefSeq and is a predicted model, not a curated record. The transcript has 2 exons. Bases 1 to 1233 code for a protein of 410 amino acids. NCBI's taxonomy places the organism in Eukaryota, Fungi, Ascomycota, Sordariomycetes, Amphisphaeriales, Sporocadaceae.
AUGGACAUCAAUCACAUAUUUCUUCGCUCUUUCGGCGACUGUCCUGCUGGAAGCUCAUUCACUUCCUGCGGCGGACCAGAACCCUAUUGGCGUGGUUGCUGUUCUUCUCACGGCUGCUCCGAUAGUGAAGGCUGCCCUGCCGAUGCGAAAAUCAGUAUCCAAGUCUCUUCAGGUGAGAAUUGGCCUUCCUUCACCACCAUGACCACGUCGCACAAAGCCUCGAGUGACGUUGGAGCGCCGAUGACUGGAGAGUCUCCCACACCGACCACGAGCAUGGACACGAGCACUUCAACAACUGAAGAACCUUCCAAGACGCCCGCCGAAACAGCUCAUGUCACUUCCAACACUAUUGGUUCACUUGACACGGCCGCUACCCCUACUGGCGCAACCGUGGACGGAUCUGGACGCCUAUCACCCGGUGCAAUUGCUGGUAUCAGCGUCGGCAGUGGUGUCGGCGCAAUUGCGUUGCUUAUUGCCAUAUUCCUGCUAUUUCGGCGCCGAAAGCAUGCAAAGCGUAUGCCUUCUUAUCGGGACAAUCUACAUGGAGAGUUUAACGAGAAGGAGCCUCCUCAUGAGUUCCAGUCGUCUGCAGCCCGCCGAAAUGGCGACGAUGUCUUUGCUGCUUUUGGAGGUCGAGCUACCUCUUUUGAAUCGUCUAAAGCUCCUCAGACCAUAACGCCUUCCGCAUCGCGACAUCUACCUCUCCGCCAAGAUGAAGUUUCGCCAGUUAGCAGCCCUUGCUCGCCUGCUGGAGUCUCAUAUGUGAGCCCAAUCACACCGCAGUUCACAAGUCCGAUCCAGCUCGAGGGACCACCACCUGGCAAUAGGGACACUGUCAGUUCACGUGCCCCUUCGGGACCGGCACACCUUGAGUCUUCAUGUCUCUACCAUGAACUGGACUCGGCCGACACAGCAAGGCCCAACACAUUUGAGCUACCUACGCCGACUCCCCCGAUGACACCACAGACAGCACAGGGCUUGUGUCAUGAAGCUAAGAGCGACCACCCUGAGGCUCUUAUGCCUGGAGCUUUCCCUAAUGUGGUCAAAGAUGCCCAGCGGCAGAAGUUUACACGAGUUCAGAGCGGUGAUGCUGCUGUCGUGAGCAUUGGCGGCAAGUCUCAACAUUCACGACCCGGCUCAUUCGACCAUCCGGCAAGCCUAAGAGCUACCAUGAAUGCUACAGCUGAUGAUGUCAAGAGCAACCGCCACGUCAAUAGCUGGGCACAUCUAUAA